Messenger RNA from Colossoma macropomum (tambaqui), 2161 nucleotides. Its product is annotated as acyl-CoA dehydrogenase family member 10-like. The record is from RefSeq and is a predicted model, not a curated record. The transcript is spliced from 13 exons. The coding region runs from base 144 to 1916 and encodes 590 amino acids. Lineage: Eukaryota; Metazoa; Chordata; Actinopteri; Characiformes; Serrasalmidae.
AACCAUUACGUUGUGUAAUGUUGUUAUCACGUGAGUGUCCUACUUUCGCUGGCUUGCAAGUUCAUGUGAAAAUGAAGUGAAAUGUUGCUGUAAUAGGGGCGAAUUUCUAAGCGCUUUGUCUGUGAAGAGGUAGCGCUGUGAGGAUGGCGCAACUGUCACGGAAAGCUUUGCGCUUGCUUAGCGUGAAGCAACUCUUGCAUCCACAUAUCAGAGUGGCUUGGGUCUCCACCCAUAGAGCCAUAAUAUUUGAUAUGUUUGGAGUUCUGAUACCAUCACCGUUCCCUAAAGCAACAGAGUGGGAGGACAAGAAUGGUGUUCCACGUGGCACAAUAGGUCAGGCCAUUAGGACAGGGGGUGAUGGGAACGCCUGGAGGAAGUACAUGAGAGGGGAACUAGGGCCAGAGGAGUUUGUGGAAGCCUUCAGCCGGGACUGCAGUCAAAUUGUGGGCUUCAAGGUCGAUAUUGGCUCGUUUCAUUCAGCUUUAACCAGCGACACCAUGACACGUCCUCUCACAGUUAUGAUGGAAGCUGUGCAGUGUGCGCGUGCCGAGGGUCUCAAGACCGCUGUCCUUAGCAACAACUUUCUUUUGCCUGGGGGAAAGUCCUACAUGCCUCUGGAUCCCUCUCUCUUUGACGUGAUAGUAGAGUCCUGCAGGGUGGGCUUGUGUAAGCCAGAUCCAAGGAUUUACCAGUUGUGUGCUGACAGGCUGGGGGUCUCACCGCAGGAAGCAGUGUUUCUGGAUGAUCUGAGUUGCAAUGUGGAGGCCGCAGAGCGAGUGGGCAUGCAUUGCAUCACGGUCAGAGACCCUGCAGAGGCCGUCAAGGAACUGGAGGAGGUGCUAAAGGUGCCGUUAUCUGGUUUUGUUCCUGGUACCCGGUCUGUGAGACAGAGCCAGCAACUCCCCAUGGACCGACUUACCCAGUAUCUCAACAGUGCUGUUCAGCUUCCUCAAACAGAACCAGUUACAGUCCGACAAUUCAGCCAUAGUCACUCUAACUCCACAUACCUCCUGAGCUGGGGGGGGUGCCAGCUUGUGCUAAAGAAGAAAGCAAAUACUGAAGCUCUGAGGAAAGAGUGCAGGCUUCUAAAAGCACUUAAUGAAGAUGGAGUUCCUGUGCCAGAUGUUAUUGCCAACUGUGAAGUGCCCAGUGUCCUGGACACUCCAUUUUACCUGAGAUCUUACUGCCAAGGUCGUGUGUUUAAUGACCCUUCUCUACCUGGACUUGAUGCUGAUGAGAAGAAAUAUGUGUUUGAGGCCAUGAUUCAAACACUCUGCCAGAUACACAGAGUCGACCUAGGAACAACAGGCCUGGAGGACCUCAGAGAGCAAGUGUCGUGUAAUUCAGGGGACUUCAUGGAAUUUGAAGUGAAGAGGUUGGCGCAGCAAUACAAGGCGCAUGAGACUCAGCCCAUUCCAGCCAUGAACAGGCUGAUAGAAUGGCUCCUGUUGCAUCUUCCUGAACAGCAGAAAGCCACACUGCUGCAUGGAGCCUUCAGGCUGAACAACCUGGUAUUUGACUCAGAGAAGCCAGAGGUGAGGGCAGUGUUGGGAUGGAGCCUUUCCACUGUAGGAGACCCACUUGUGGAUGUGGCUUCUUGUUGUAUGUCCCAGUACCUGUCUCAGAACACUACACAACCAGGGAACAAACUUGCUUCAGUGGGCAUUCCCAAUGCAGAAGAAUUGUUUGAGCUAUACAGUAAAGCAAUGGGGCUGGAGAGCAUCCCACACUGGCAGUUCUACAUGGCUUUCAGCUUUUUCCAUCAGGCUGUCAUCUUACAGGCUAACCAUAUAAGCUCACUUAAAGUCACUGCAAGCACAAGGGACAUAGAAGACAUGGCAGAAUUGGCAUGGGUCUUUGCCAUUAAAGAAGGCUUUCGUAUCUUCAAUGCUGUGCCCAAAGCCGCAGGCUUCUGAGCAAAAGGACCAUAGACAAUACAUUCGCCGUCCUCUGUUCCAGUGUGUCUUGCUGUGCACUUAAAUCAUCUGAAAAUGGAGAACCUGGAUUUCUAUUAAAACAGCCUGUUAAAAUUUCAGGUUUCGUAUUGCACCACAAUAUUUAAAUCAAUAGCUGCAAGGUACUUUUUCUUCAUCCCAUGACAUUUUCUACCUUUGCCUAUAUGGAAAGAUGACUUUCAUAUUAAAAGAGCUGAAAAGCUUGA